Molecule: messenger RNA, 4502 nt
Organism: Myotis daubentonii (Daubenton's bat)
Lineage: Eukaryota; Metazoa; Chordata; Mammalia; Chiroptera; Vespertilionidae
Gene: XRCC2
Product: X-ray repair cross complementing 2
Biological process (GO): DNA strand invasion; double-strand break repair via homologous recombination
Cellular component (GO): Rad51B-Rad51C-Rad51D-XRCC2 complex; replication fork; centrosome
Molecular function (GO): ATP-dependent DNA damage sensor activity; four-way junction DNA binding; ATP binding
Source: RefSeq, a predicted model, not a curated record
GUCAACAGGUCAACGCGCCUGACUGGCGCCGCCGUAAAUGGCGCUGGUGGCGGGAAAGUUGAGUCCCUGGUUCGCCGAGCAUUCGGGGCGAUGUGUAGUGACUUCCACAGGGCGGAGUCUGGGACGGAGCUCCUUGCCCGGCUUGAAGGAAGACGGUCCUUGAAAGAAAUAGAACCCUGUCUGUUUGUCAAUGAAGAUGAACCUGUGCAUGGUGAUAUUCUUGAAUUUCAUGGUCCAGAAGGAACAGGAAAAACAGAAAUGCUUUAUCAUUUAACAGCACGGUGCAUUCUUCCACAAUCAGCAGGUGGACUGGAAAUAGAAGUCUUAUUUAUUGAUACAGAUUACCACUUUGAUCUGCUUCGGCUUGUUACAAUUCUUGAGCAUAGACUACCCCAGAGUUCUGAAGAAAUAAUAAAAUACUGCCUUGGCAGGUUUUUCUUGGUGUACUGCUGCAGUAGCAGCCAGUUGCUGCUCACACUCUACUCACUAGAAGCCAUGUUUUGUAGUCACCCCUCUCUCUGCCUUUUGAUUUUGGAUAGCUUGUCCGCUUUCUACUGGAUAGACCGAGCCAACGGAGGAGAAAGUGUUAACUUACAGGAGUCUACUCUGAAGAAGUGUUCGCAGCUCUUAGAGAAACUUGUAAAUGAGUAUCGCUUGGUUCUUUUUGCAACAACACAGAGUAUAAUGCAGAAAACCUCAAACUCCACGGAAGGUUCUUCCUCUGCCGUUAAGCGCCCGAGUGAUACGAGUGUGGACUACAGACCCUACCUCUGUAAGGCAUGGCAGCAGCUGGUCAAGCAGAGGGUGUUUUUCUCCAAAGAUGAUGCUAAAGCCAGUAACCAAUUUUCUUUAGUUUCACGUAAUUUAAAAAGCAACACUUUAAAAAAACAUGUUUUUAUUAUUGGGGAAAGUGGGGUAGAAUUUUGUUGAUAUAUAUCAAAAUACUCUUGCAGGAUAUUAUGCAAGGUUUUAAAAGUCUUGAGAAAAAAAUAAAGAGGAAAAAGUCUUAAAUAGGCUAAAGUGAUUCAGUUCUGAAGUUUUAAACUCUAAAGGAAGUAACAUAACAGUAUUUCUACACAGAAUGGAUUUCUUAAACUAGUACAGUAAACCUCAGAAUUUGUUCAAGUUUACUCAAAGUGAUAUUAACAAUUAAACUAUAGAUUAAAUUUAUUUUAUUAUUAUUUUUUAAAUUUUUACCCAAGGAUUGAGGAUUUUUUUCCAUUGAUUCUAGAAAGAGUGGAAGGGAAUGGGGAGAGAGGAGAGAGCGAGAAAGAAAGAGAAACAUCUGUGUGACAGAGACACAUCGAUUUGUUGCCUCCCACACACACCCAGACCAGGGUUGGGGAUCAGACCUGCAACCCAGGUACGUGCCCUUGACUGGAAAUCAAACCUGCUACCCUCCCCCCACCCACCCACCCCGCACUGCCCAUCCCCACCAUUCUGGUGCACAGGCUGACACUCUAACCACUGAGCAUGUGGGCGAAGGUUAAGUUUGUUUUAAAACUAAAUAAAUAAUAUACUCAUUUCAGUCUAAAUAAAAUGGAUUUUUAUAACUUUGUGUCACAUUUCUGGAAUUCAGUUAAGUAGUUAUUUGUUAAGGAAAGUUUAAAUGCAUUUUUAAUUUCUCAUAUGUAACUCCUUUAGGAAGCUGUGAUUUUGAAAAAUGUUUCUGUAGAGCUUUUAUUUUUGUAAAAGCAAUGGAAACAAGUCUACCCAUCUGCCUUUGACACCACCAACUAUGGGAAGUCAGAGCAUUUUAGUCCGAGUUAGUUAAACUGAAAACAAGAUGGAGUCGGGCUUUUGUAUAAUUUUUUAGACACAGGGAAAUAAGAUACCCACUCAGGGAAUUCUGUGAAGAGUGUUUUUGAAAUUUUCAGCUCCUCCUUAAGUGAUAGAUGUUAAAACUAUAUAUUAGAACUGUGUGUUACUAGUAUUUUCUCAUUUAGAAUAGUCCAGAUAUACCCUGGAGUGAAAUGAAUUGUUCCAGCUGAGCGCUGGACAGGGUUCUAUAUGCUCUGGUCCAGUGAUGGCCAGAAGGGGAGCACACACCUCAAGGGGCACGGAAGGUACUGUAUGGCAGUAGACAGGACAGGAAAAUCUUAUUUAUUUUUAAUAUAUUUUUAUUGAUUUCAGAGAGGAAGGGAGAGGGAGAGAUAGAAACAUCAGUGAUGAGAGAGAAUCAUGGAUUGGCUGCCUCCUGCAUGUCCCCACUGGGGAUGGAUCCUGCAACUGAGGCAUGUGCCCUGACCGGGAAUCGAGCCAUGACCUGGGUCAUAGGUCGACGUUCAACCACUGAGCAACACCGGCUUAGCUAGAGCAGGAAAAUUUUAGAACUUCUAUUUGUACAUUUUAAUCCAAGAAAAGAUGAAAUUACAUCAAUAUUUGAUAGGUUGAUCCCAGCACUCGUACAAUCUAUAUGUCAGAUGGUCUUAAGUCACGACGUACAUAUCUGAAGUAUCCUGUGGGAAAAGUAGAAAUAAAUGAUAGUAUUUAUUUUUUAUUUUUUUGUUAAUCUCACCCAAGGAUAUUUUUUCCAUUAAUUUUCAGAGAGAGAGUGGAAGGGCGGGGGAGAGACAGAGAGAUAGAAACAUUGAUGUGAGAGAGAGACAUCGAUUGGUUGUCUCCCACACGCGCCCUGACCAGGGCCUGGGAUUGAGCCUGAAACCAAGGUAUGUGCCCUUGACCAGGAAUCGAACCUGAGAGACUUCAGUCCUAGGUCAACACUCUUAUCACUGAGCAAAACUAGCUGGGGCAAGAAAUGACAGUAUUAGUUAAAACUGUCAACUCUAACUUUUCUAAUCUAACAAAGCAAAGAAACCAAGACUGAAGCUAAUUUUCCCUGACGCAGGCACAGCAGGUGUGGCAUCUGUUGUCUGUGCCCCACCAUGUGCCCUGGGCCUCCUCUAGCUCAUGUGCAGUUACACAGUCCUCGGACUUAUGCAGGUGUCGUCUGGAUCCAGAGCGUGCUGGCCUGCAGGUGGCCAGGCUGGGCAGUCCUUAGCAGUGGGGGUCAGGAUUUGGUCCAUAAAUACAUAGCGCUCAGUGAGAGGGCACUGUUAUUUCUCAGAGUGGCCCCAGUGGGACUAAUUCCCAGUUGCUUAAUGCAAAUACCAUUCAUUUGACAGUAUUAUUGCCUUCCAUCCUUCCCUCUCACUUCCCCACUCUCUCCUGGGGCCUCCUGGGAUUGUUUCCCUAGUGAUUGACAAAUUCUUGUCUAGGAACUCUUUUUGUUGCAGGGUUAGGGGGACCAAACUGUCAGCACUUAAUAAAAGUCAUCAGCCCUGGCUGGUUCGGCUCAGUGGAUAGAGUGUUGGCCUGCGGACUGAAGGGUCCCAGGUUUGAUUUCGGUCAAGGGCACAUGCUCAGGUUGCAGGCUCAAUCCCCAGUGGAAGGCCAGUAGGCAGCCAAUCAAUGGUUCUUUCUCAUCAUUGAUGUUUCUAUCUCUCCCUCCCUCCCUCAUCCUCUCUAAAAUCAAUAAAAAAUAUAUAUAUUUAAGAAAAUAAAAGAGAACCACAUUCAAAAAAAUAAAAAUAGAAGUCAUCAGCCCAACAGCUCUUGUAGGCCCAGCAUUUGCUUUUCAGCCACAUUGUGAAAUUAAAUGGGAUAGCAGUCUAAUUGGUAACACAUUAAAUUACAUUGGGUCGCAUUACUGUCAUUCACAUCCACACACCUAUCCAUCCUCAGUAAAUGUUAUUUUGCCAUUAAUAACAACUACUUAAAAAUAUUACAUGCUUUAUCUCUAGUUCUUCCUUUUUCAAGUUAUAUUUUUUGUGGGUUUUUUGUUAUGUGUAAUAUGUGUCAUACAAGUAAUUUAUAAAUAUUUGUAUUUUGGGGGAAUAUACUUAUUUUUACAAACCCUGCUAAGAGUAUAUGGUCAUUAAGAUUGAGAUUCUUUUGCUCUAUUCUAGACUACUUCUCCUUUUAGCUGUUAAGAAAAGGUAUGGCAAUUCAGUUUCCUUCCCUGUCAUACUCUGUGCUUUGGUCGCAUGUUCACUUGUGUGUGUGCUUGUGUGUGUGAGUGUGUAUGUUUUACAGAUGUAUAUGAAAAACUUCGCAACUCUUAGCCAAACUCUAGCUUUGAAUAUGACAGAAUUUUCCAUUUCUCCUCUGUAUAAAUUAAGUGUUAAUUUAAUGAGCUGUUAUUCACAGAUUUCUAACUUAUUUUACUGGAACAUUAUUAAAAAUAAUGAACUUUUAUAUUAAAUUAUCAAUUAUAUAUUAACUAGGGGCCCAGUGCAUGAAUUUGUGCACCUUGAAAGGAACUGUGGGCCGUGAGGCUGUGGUAGGCACAAGGGCAGGUCUUGGCCCAUCCUCUGCACCCCUGCUCGGCCCCUCCCACCACAGCCCCCAGUCCCCUGUCUGCCAGCAGCCCCGCCCCACUGCCGUCGCUCCCACACACUGACAGUGCCAGCCCCACUUGCACCCGCUGACAGUGCAGAGCAAUUGGGGCCGGUGCCAGCAGCGGGUGAGAGCAGGGCCGGCGCCAUUAGUGGGUGUGAGCG